AUGGUUGCGCUGGAGAACCCGGAGGGCGGCUCGGAGGCGGCGGCAGCGGCGCGGAGCCCCCCGGGCGGGCGGCGGCUACUGCCCCUGCCGGGCUGCCUCCCUGCUCCAGCUGGCUCCCAAGGGAAGAGGCUGUCAGCCUCCAAGCGAAAGCAGCACUCCAUCAACCGGGCCGUGCGGAACUUGGACCUCGUGCCCAAGGCCAAGGGGCGGAAGAGGCUCCAGCGCCUGGAGAACACGCAAGACCUCCUGAGCCUGCUGGAGGCGGAUGGGGGCGCGCCGGGGCCCGAGGACGGGGAGCUGGCGUCCCCCGCGGCACCUGGCAUCUUCGCAGAGGCCUGCAGCAACGCCACCUACGUGGAGGUCUGGAACGACUUCAUGAACCGCUCCGGGGAGGAGCAGGAGCGGGUGCUCCGCUACCUGGAGGACGAGGCCAAGAGCAAGCCGCGGAGGAGGGCGCCGGGCCGGGCGGAGGACCUGCGCCGAGACCAGCCGGCCUGCACACCCCGCGCGUGCUUCCAGCGCCGCAGCCGCCGCCUGCGGGCCGUCCUGAAGCGGAGCCGCAUCCCCGUGGAGACAUUGGAGACCUGGGAAGAGCGGCUGCUGGGGUUCUUUUCGGUGUCCCCCCAGGCGGUCUACACGGCCAUGCUGGACAGCAGCUUCGAGAGGCCCCUGCUCCACGCUGUCUGCCAGUACGUGGACCUCACCUCGGCCGGCGCCGACCCGGAGGGCAAGCGGCAGAUGAAGGUCCGCAACCGGCACCUGCAGUUCCGCGGUCCGGUGCUCCUGUCCGCCUACCUGGAGCAGCGCAGCUGA
This is a messenger RNA of Choloepus didactylus (southern two-toed sloth), 813 nucleotides long. Its product is annotated as R3H domain-containing protein 4-like. Gene Ontology annotation, molecular function: nucleic acid binding. The record is from RefSeq and is a predicted model, not a curated record. NCBI's taxonomy places the organism in Eukaryota, Metazoa, Chordata, Mammalia, Pilosa, Megalonychidae.